Messenger RNA from Chondrus crispus (carragheen), 234 nucleotides. RefSeq lists its product as hypothetical. The coding region runs from base 1 to 234 and encodes 77 amino acids. The record is from RefSeq and is a predicted model, not a curated record. Lineage: Eukaryota; Rhodophyta; Florideophyceae; Gigartinales; Gigartinaceae. The transcript has a single exon.
AUGGCCAAGUUCGCGUUGCGCCGGGGGAGGUUCGGGCACUGGCCAAGGAGGUUUUUUGUGCGGGCAGACACGGGGUCUGCGGUGGUCGAUCGCUUGUUUCGAGUUGCUUUCGGGUGUAGUAGUUACUGGGGACGAAGACGUUCGCCGUCUUCGCCUCUCUUUAACAGUGCCAGUCGACCAAGGUCGAAAGGUUUGCUUUCAAUGCUUAACACAGUUUUGAGGGUUGAUGCAUAA